UUAAAUUUGAAGUUCGCGAUGUGCGUCCAGUCAAUUUCAAAAGUUUGCUACUUUUAGUACUACCUUUUCCUUUCACUUUUUACUAUUACACCUUUCGCAUUCAACCUUGUCCAUAUUCGUUCUAUUGCUGUCAUAUCUGUCAAAUAUAAAUUUUGUAAACAAACGUGCUCCAGUCAACUGGAGCUAUUUCUCUAUGAAAACUUUAGUAUAGCGACGGUUAACUAGCAGAAAUACUGCCAUCGUCACUAUGGGUGUUCGAGGCCUGACGUCAUACAUAGCACAGAAUGCGGAAAAAUAUUUAGAACCCUAUGAGCUUCAUGACUGCGAUCUGGUUAUCGACGGCGAUUCCCUGGCAUCAAAUCUGUACAGUUGGCAUUCUCAAUGCAAUUCAGCAUUCGGUGGUGACUAUGACCAGUACUUUCGGUGUGUUGUGAACUUUUUUGCCAUGCUAGAAAAGUGUAACGUAACGCCGUACGUACUUCUUGACGGUGGCUACGAGAGGAAAAAGCUUGAGACUGUUCGACAACGAUUGCGAUCCAAAAUCGGAGCUGUUAAGCACAUCAAUCCAUUUCGGUGUAUUCCAUUGUUUCCGCUUAUGUUGCGCGAAGUAUUCGUUGAAGCGGUUAAGACGACUGGAUGUCGUUUAAUGAGAUGCCUGUUCGAAGGAGAUGACGAAGUGUCGGUGUUGGCCAGAAAGUUGAAGUGCCCGGUGCUGAGCUACGAUUCAGAUUUCUAUAUACACAACGUACUGUACAUCCCGUCCAUUACGGUAUCGUUUCGUGUGCACAAAAGGAAAAUACCGAAAAAGAUUCGCAACAAAAUUUCGCCGGAUGAAGAGAACCCAGCCACCUACAACUUCUUAGACUGUUGCAUUUAUUCUGUCAGCAAUUUGGUACGGAAUCAAUUGCAGGCGAAUAUGUUGCCGCUGUUCGCCACACUGUUGGGGAACGAUUACAUCAAUGGUCGGCUGUUUCGCAAAUUCUAUGCCAACGUUAGCAUGAAGAACAUUGGUAAACGAAGCUCUCCACAACAACGGCGAAUCGUUGGCCUAUUGCGUUGGUUACAGAAGGAAACCGUUGAUUCGGCCAUUGUGAAAGUGUUGAGUCGAUUCGAAAAGGAAAAGCGACCGUGGAUGUUACGACAAAUCGAUGCAGCGAUGGGUGGAUACAAUCGUGAAGAUAGCAAAGCUUUCGAUUUCUUUGCGCUGGAAGGCGUUUCGCCACUGUGUAACUCAAUCGAGAACACCUACCAGAUCUCAUCCGACAUGGACGUGGACGAUGAUGAGGAAGAAAUUGAUGAAUUCAUUGACAGUGAAACAGAUGAUGAUGACGAUGAAAUGGUUGGGGAGGGUGAAGGCGACAAAGAUGAAGACGGAGAUGAUGCCGAAUCAGUUGAAGAAGAACAAGCUAUGACCGACAACAACGAAGAACUUCAAGAAAAUGCAUUACCGAGUGAAACGUCAGCAGAGUUCAAGCCACCCGACUGGAUUUUGCAGAAAGUCUUAGCGGCUGACGUUCCACGCUUCAUCAUCGAUCUACUUCAUUUGAAAUUGUACGUAAAUUCCCCACAAAUCGAAAAUUUCGUGCUGAACGACAGCAACGAAAUUGCACUGCCAAUUUUGGAGCUCAUUUUCACGCUGUUGCAUUAUCCGGAACCCAAUCACUUUCAGUAUCUGACACGAGUUCAUCGAAUCAGCAAUGUAUAUAGCAAGAAAAUCGAGUCGAUUCCACUGCGAACGGCGUUCGAUCCAACACAGUCAGACAAUAUUCAGAUGUUCGGGGAAAUAAUCGAAAAUUUUGAAAGAAAAUUCGAACUCAUCGCAGAUCUGCCAGAGAAUAUGAGACUGUUUGUCUUGGCAAUGGUCUAUAUGUCUGAGAGAAAUUCGAGUGUAGCGCAGCCGUUUUAUCACAGCUUAUUACUCGGAUUGCUACUGAUGUCUAAGGCUGAUGAGGACGUUCAACCGGUUACUAGAGAUCCAAGAGUGUUGCAGAAACGUUAUGGUUCAGUUUUAACGGAGAGUGGCACCCCUAAGAAACCUAUAAAAGAACUGGUAGAUCGUUCUGACGAAAGUAUGGAAACAGUAGCUGACAGUACCGGCCAAACAAUUACUACCGAUGACAGCGUUCAUUUCCUACGAAACGUUCUGCCACUGUUUCAGAUCAGCGACAAGAUACGCGAAAAGCAUACCGAUUUCUCCAGUACGAUCGUUCACACUUUCGCCGAAUUUCAAGCGAUCGUUUUCAAUCUAAAUUGCCUGAACAGUCUACUCGGCAAGCCGUUCCGACCGAUAUUCGUGUCCAAAUCGUUUAAUGGCACAUUUCUCUACAACAUGUACGUAAAUCUGCGAGAUCGUCCCAAUAUCGAUCACUUCAUUCGCCAUCAUGUGUUCACCGACUGUGACCGAUACUAUCAUUUCUACGCGAGCAUACUAACAGUUUGUAAAUCGAUGAUACCGUGCUUAACGGAUACCGUGUGUGAUAAAUCGAAAAAAGGCAAGGCUACCAGAAACUACAGACGCAAUCGUCGGAAACAAAAAUUGAAAACUGUUGCAGGCAAUAGACAGGACGGGAAGAUUGCCGAUGAAGCAUUCGAUGAUGUGGAGACGGAGGAGCUGAAAGAUGGAGAUAUUCAAUUCACGGACUCGAAUAAUAAAUUUGCGACGUUGUUGAACUGCAAUUGAGUCGUUGUUGCUAGAUGGAAAA
Messenger RNA from Bradysia coprophila, 2702 nucleotides. RefSeq names its product single-strand DNA endonuclease protein asteroid (gene ast). The record is from RefSeq and is a predicted model, not a curated record. Gene Ontology annotation, molecular function: nuclease activity. NCBI's taxonomy places the organism in Eukaryota, Metazoa, Arthropoda, Insecta, Diptera, Sciaridae.